AAUUAUUCUCUGAAAGGGGAAACGAGUCUGGGGAUCAUCAUGAAGUGAAAUAUCUCCUCACACCAUGCUCUCAUCUCUUGGUCCCUGGUGAAACAAUGAAUGUUCUCCCCUUUGCAAGCUUGGUUGUGGACCCAAAUAUUAUUGAUCCUUCACAUAUCUUGGGGCCAUGGUUCAAGAGCCCUAAGGGGACACCCUUUGAGUUUUAUUUUAGUAAAGGGUUUUGGGAGGUGGUCGACGAGAAGCCGGAGUUUAACAAGGGGUUCAAUGAGGGGAUGGCUAGUGAUUCGGAGCUUGUGGGUGAUGUUGUUAUGAUGACUUGCAGGGAUGUGUUUAAGGGGUUGAAAUCAUUGGUUGAUGUUGGUGGUGGGACUGGAAUUAUGGCAAGAGCUAUAGCUCAUGCUUUCCCGGAGACUAAGUGCACCGUUCUUGAUCUGCCUCAUGUGAUUAAUACUGUGAAUGAUGACAAUAGCCUUGUUGAGUACAUUGGUGGCGAUAUGUUUGUCUCUGUUCCUCAUGCCAAUGCUGCUCUCCUGAAGUGGAUUUUACAUGACUGGGACGAUGAAGAUUGUGUCAAAAUUUUACAAAAUUGCAAGAAAGUCAUUCCUACAAGAGAUCAGGGAGGAAAGAUUAUUAUAAUAGAUAUGGUGGUGGGAGUCACAUCAGACAAGCAUGCUUAUGCGGUGGAAACACAAUUACUUUUUGACAUGAUGAUGAUGAUUCUUUUCAAUGGAAAAGAAAGGAAUGAAAGUGACUGGCGCAAAUUAUUUCUUGCAGCAGGCUUCAAGGAUUACAAGAUCACUCCAUUUCUAGGCCUUAGAUCAGUUAUCGAGUUAUAUCCCUGAAAAGCUAGUUCUACUGUCUUUUUGUAUUGUAUCGUUCUUAUAAGUAUGCUAUUAUUGUAAGUUUGUUAGUAUGCUAUUAUUGUAAGUUUGUAUGGUGUCCUAUAUCAUAUUGAGCUGUGAUGAGUUUGUUAUUAUUAUAUGUUUGUAUGGACGAUAUUAAGUCGGUUAUGCUUGAAGAAGAUAAUAUCUGUAUAAAAAUA
Dioscorea cayenensis subsp. rotundata (Guinea yam) is the source of this 1042-nucleotide messenger RNA. RefSeq names its product trans-resveratrol di-O-methyltransferase-like. Gene Ontology annotation, molecular function: O-methyltransferase activity; S-adenosylmethionine-dependent methyltransferase activity. NCBI's taxonomy places the organism in Eukaryota, Viridiplantae, Streptophyta, Magnoliopsida, Dioscoreales, Dioscoreaceae. Gene Ontology annotation, biological process: methylation. The record is from RefSeq and is a predicted model, not a curated record.